Molecule: messenger RNA, 960 nt
Organism: Paramecium sonneborni
Lineage: Eukaryota; Ciliophora; Oligohymenophorea; Peniculida; Parameciidae
Source: the annotation of a GenBank genome assembly
AUGGAAUUGAUUCAAGAAAUAACAUUACUAAAAGAAUCCUUCUUGGAAUUUAUAUGCAAAGUAACUCCUGUGUUAACAGAACCAAUAUUAGAAUAAUUUAACUCAAAAUGGAAUCCUUUGAAAAAGCUAUUAAGUGAUCCUUCUAAAAGGGCAAGUGAUAUUUUUUUAUUGGUUUCUUCAAUGUCUUCAUUAAAAAAGAGCAAUACUUCAUCUACUUCAGCUACUUCUCCAAAUUCAGAUUGUAGUAGUCAGAAAACUCAAAAAACAGUCAAUUAAGUAAAGAAAUGCAACGAACUUCCAGAGCAGAGGGAGAUUACUAAAGUGAAAGAACAAGCUAAUCCAUUAUUGUAUAAAGAGCUCAAAAUAGGUAAUUUUAUAUUCUAAAACGUAAAAUAGAAAUAAACAAGAAGUUCUAUCCAAAUACUCCAAGAUCAAGGCCAACUUUAUAAUAAGAAUCAGUAAAUAAUGGGGAAAAGCUAUAAGAAGAAGACAUAAAGGCAAAAAUCUUGAGAGAUGAUAUAAAAUGUAUGAUGUUGUUAUUUACUGAGUUAGUUUUAAAUCAAUUAAGAGCCCCUACUCAUGAGAAAAAGGUUAGUGUCACCAUCAGAUGCAAUCUUGGAUUGAAAUUAUCAGAUGCUAUUUCUUAAUUUCGUAGGGAUAACUUCACUUUGAAAACUAUUCAUGAAAGAAGUAAUGAAAUAACAACACCAGAAAGUCCUAAAAAAGAGCGCUCAGAAUCACCAUUAUUGGUAAUAUAGAGACCAACAAAUCAAUAUUUCUAACAGCCAGUGUUUGUACAAUAGUAAUAGGCUGGAGCAUUAAAAGGAUAUAGUAUCUACUCAAAAAAAGGGUAUAUUUAACCAAUACAAUUCGAUGCUCAAUUUUAGAUGUUAAUGUAACAGUACUAGAAUAAUAUAAUCUAUAAGAAACUAUAUUUUUGAAGAAAAUUUUGAAUAUGAG